Messenger RNA from Striga asiatica, 330 nucleotides. The record is from the annotation of a GenBank genome assembly. NCBI's taxonomy places the organism in Eukaryota, Viridiplantae, Streptophyta, Magnoliopsida, Lamiales, Orobanchaceae.
GUGGGAUCAAUUGAAUUGGACAUAAAUGGAGGCAAGAAAGUUGUGGAGACAGUUUUAUUGAACCUGAUUGAAUUGUUGAUGACACAGCUGAUAAAGUUAGAUGGGAUUGCUGCUGAUGGAGAUGUGAAGAGGGUUCAAAAGUACAUAGAAACUCUUGAUGUGCUCAAGACCAAGAAUUCUGGGCUAGGCAAAGUCCCAAUGCACCAGCAACACCAGAUUUUUACCAUGAAAACCUUCAAUUCUCAGCAAAAACAGAGGAAACAGGGGAAUUUUACUGAGAUGGUGAAUGCUGGGCCAGUAGUUGUAACCACAAAAUGGGAGACAUUUUGA